Molecule: messenger RNA, 369 nt
Organism: Prorocentrum cordatum
Lineage: Eukaryota; Dinophyceae; Prorocentrales; Prorocentraceae
Source: the annotation of a GenBank genome assembly
AUGAUUGAAACAUUCGCAAAUUUCAAUUUCUGUUGGCUGGCCACGCAAUCAGGUCGGGCUUGUCUCCUGCGGAGCUGCGGCCAUGGGAGGUGGCUUCCUCGCACCUCUGAUGGUUGGCCGCAGUCCAGUCGUCUUCUUGGAAGAGACUCUCUUCUGGAUGCUGAUCGCUGCAUGGUGAUCAUGCCUGCUUCACCGCUUCAAUUGUUUGCAGUCGUAGCUCUUUCUUCUACUCGUUUUCUCGCCAUGCGCGCAUUCCAUCUCGAAGCGGUGGGCAGCAUUCUGUGGUUCGUGUUGGGCGAGUUCAGAAAGUACAGUGUUGCUAGUAACGUGAGGCAGGGGGCUCGCUUCUUAUGGCUGUUGAGAGUCUAG